AUAACCGUUAAGAUUUAUUUGCGUAUAUAAGAGAAUAAUAUAAAAUAUGAAGAAACGAUGAAUAAAAUUUCACAUUUUUUGUGUUGUGGAAUUAUUUCAUGAAUCAAGGUUUCAAUAUUUUAAGUUCCACUACAUAAGUUUGUAAUUCAGUUGAUUAGGUUAUUUUUUCAAAUGGAAGAAGCGGCGAUUAAUUCGCCAAAUUCACGUCUAAACGAUAAUGACCAAAUUAAUGAAACAGACGACGAAAAUUCUCGUAUAAAUUAUAAUGACUCAGGAAAUGAACAUGAAAUUCUAUAUGGGGAAUGUACGCCGCAACAGGUAUCAACAAGCAGACAAAUCAAUAAUUCUAUUUUUAAUACUAUAUCUAAAAUUGUUAAUCCCACAGCAAAGGUACCAGAAAUUCAAGAUUUUAAAAUUGUGAAACCAAUAAGUCGUGGUGCAUUUGGCAAAGUUUUUCUUGGACAUAAAAAAUCAAAUCCUGAGAAAGUAUAUGCUAUUAAAGUAAUGAAAAAAAAUGAGAUGAUAAAUAAAAAUAUGGCUUCACAAGUGAUCAUUGAAAGAAAUGCUUUAGCUUUGACACGUAGUCCAUAUUGUGUACAAUUAUUUUAUUCAUUACAAUCUGCUAGUAGUGUUUAUUUAGUAAUGGAGUACAUGGUUGGUGGAGAUCUUAAAAGUUUGCUUGGUGUAUAUGGUUAUAUGGAAGAGUCUAUGGCAGCUUUUUAUACUGCAGAAGUAUGUCUUGCUUUAGAAUAUCUUCAUUCUCAUGGAAUUGUACAUAGGGAUUUAAAACCAGAUAAUAUGCUUUUGUCAAAAGAAGGACAUGUCAAGUUGACAGAUUUUGGGCUUAGUAAUAUAUCUUUGCAUAGAGAUCUUGAAAUAUCAGAUUUAGUUAAUUGUACGCCCAGUCUUUGUACUAGAACUCCUGGACAACUUCUUUCUUUGACAUCACAUUUAUCUUUUGGUUCUGGACAAAGAUCGACAAGUGAAUCUAAUCUUAGUGACAAAAGUACACUUGGUAUUAAUUUACUUUCUGCUUUACAACAAAAUUCAACUAAAUUUCAAUCUUCACCAAAUUCGAUAAUUUCAUCUGCUGCAUCAGGAGAUUAUUCCCGAGUAUCUGGUAUUACCCCUUUUCAAUCUGCAGAAGAUCUUCAUUUAACGGAACGUUUGGAACAUAUUAUUGUUGAAAAAAAAAAUGAAGAUGAUGAAAGUAGCUCUGGAAGUUAUCAUACAUGUGAGGCAUCUUCAGUUCGCGUUAAUAAUCAAUUUAAUCAAAAUUUAGAAGAGGAGGACGAAUCUACAUUAGAAGCAGAUCAAUCUCAACAACUUCUUCCUCAUACUAGUCCAUUAAGUACAUGUACAAAUACGUUUACCAGAGGUGCAAAACGAAAAAGAGCAACAGGAGGAACAACUGGUUUAACGUGUGAAUUAAGUAUAAUGGAUUUGGAUGUUGAUAAAACACCAAAAAGAAAAAAUCGUGGUUGUAUAUUUUCUAGAAGUCCAAUCAAUUCCGUUAUUUCUGAAUCAGUAAAACAAACGAACAAUACUAAUGAUACAGGUAUGGUACAAGAAAGUGGAUCUAGUGGAAGAGUUGCAUUUAGUACACCAGUAUCAUUCACGAAACAGAGAUGCUAUAGUGGAGAAGAUGCAGAAACAUGCGAAGAAGAAACAGUACGUUUGAUUAAAACGACAAGAUUUCAACUUCCACCAGUUCUUACAUCACAUUCAGCUCCUGAGAUACCUAUAGGUGAUAAUUCUGAGAAACAUCGAUCGCCUCAAGUUAUAUCUCCCAUAAAAACACCUGCAACUUCUGGCAAUUGUUACACACCUUACAGAACUCCGAAAUCGGUAAGAAGAGGCGGUCAAGCUGUCAAUCGAUCAGAUGAUCGUAUUCUUGGAACACCUGAUUAUCUUGCACCAGAAUUACUUUUAAAACAAGGUCAUGGAGCUGCAGUGGAUUGGUGGGCUUUAGGCGUGUGCCUGUUUGAAUUUUGCACAGGUGUUCCACCAUUUAACGAUGAAACACCACAUGCUGUAUUUUCUAAUAUUCUUGCUAAAGAUAUUCCUUGGCCAGAGGAAGAAGAAGCUCUGUCAACAGUUGCUGUGGAAGCUAUAGAUGCACUUCUCACUUUAGAUCAAUAUGAGCGUCCUUCUGCACAAGAAGUACGAGUCAUGAAACUUUUUCAGGACUUCCCUUGGAAUGAGCCGCUAAAAGCGACGCCACCUUUUAUACCACAACCUGACGAUAAUUACGAUACAUGUUAUUUUCAAGGUAAUUUUAUAUUAUAUAGUAUAUUACAAAUGAAUGUUAUGAAUUCGAUUUUUGUCUCGGUUCUUUUCUUUAGCACGAAACAUUAUGCAACAUUUAAACGUGAGCAGCUGCGAAACAUAAAAAUCAUAUUGAUGGAAAAAUAGAUAUCAAUUUACAGUUUAUUUUAUGAUUGAAGUAACAUUAUGCAACAUUUAAAUGUGAGCAACUGUAAUACAUAAUCUUCAAAAGAAGAUCAUUUCAAUGCAAUAAGGAAAUAUCAAUAUAUAUGGAUUG
Molecule: messenger RNA, 2545 nt
Organism: Apis laboriosa (Himalayan honeybee)
Lineage: Eukaryota; Metazoa; Arthropoda; Insecta; Hymenoptera; Apidae
Gene: gwl
Product: serine/threonine-protein kinase greatwall
Exons: 2
Coding region: 172-2415 (747 amino acids)
Biological process (GO): intracellular signal transduction; peptidyl-serine phosphorylation
Cellular component (GO): nucleus
Molecular function (GO): ATP binding; protein serine/threonine kinase activity
Source: RefSeq, a predicted model, not a curated record